GAUGUAGAAACUGCAACUAUGACAAAUUCAAUUUCCUGCGAAAACAAAAAUUGAAUGCGAAAUACAAGUAAGAAACUUGAUCUAAACUCAAAGUGAAUUCCUGAUAGAUAUAAAUCAAAGAUACGCUUGAAUGGAAUUAAAUUGAUAAUGUUGCACGCGGAAUGGAGGUCACGCCAUUUGUGAAGAGACGAUUGCGAGCAGACGAAAAAGUACUGUACUGUAUUCUGGGCCGGAUCAUAGAAGACAAUAUCCAGGCAGAGAGGUACAUCGCUGUCGUACAGAAACAGGCAGAUACUGCGUUAUUCCUGUUCUCUUCCCGGGGAAUCCCCUGCACUAGUGAGAAUGAUUUAUCUGUGGAGGAUGUGAUAAAAGUAAACGAGGAUUUCCAUUUCCGACAAAACAAUGUCAACAGACAAUCCUCUCUUGAUGACUUUGAUCCUCUGAAAAACACUGAGCAGGUGGUUGAUCUUUUUGUGGGAGGCAAGAACGUCAGGGUAUUACUGAAAGAUGCUGUGGCAGCCAAAUCAUUAAUUACCUAUCUACAGAAAGCCCAGAGUCAACUCCCACAAGGUGCCCCCCAGGGCCUUCCCUCCUCCUUUGCUUGGACAGACAGGUACCGCCACUCCCAGUCCGAAUGCCUGUACGUCUCGAAAGUACACGAUUUGGACAAUCCUUUUGGGAUUGACAUGUUUCAACCAGAGAGGUCACAAAAUCCAUUUCAGGAGGAUGUUUUUGACCCACUGAAAUACAUGAAUAUUUCGGAUGGCGAGAACGUUGUGGCAACAGACCAUGUUGAGAUGAGACAGAAGCCGAGCCCGAUGGUUGAGGACAAUAUGACAGACUCGACACCUGGUCUACGUAAGGCUGAGAGUAGAGACUCUCUAGAUCUGUUAGAAGAAUACUACCGUGAGGAAGACAACGGGGCAUUUCCUGAUUCCCUGAAAAUGAUCACCAAUCAGCUGGGGAUCCCGGGGUCAGGGGUCGAACUGGUCAACAACCUUAAACCUACCACAGCUCGGGAACAUGUGGUCAGGCAUUACAUGAGAAUGAGGGAGGAGGAGUUCACCUAUAAGAAAUACUUUACUGUGUUUUGUGGAACUUGGAAUGUGAAUGGCCAGAGUCCUCCAGUAACGCUGAAGCAUUGGUUAAACAGACUGGAUACUCCACCAGAUAUAUAUGUCAUAGGAUUUCAGGAGCUAGAUCUUAGUAACCAGGCCUAUGUGUUCAGUGAUUCUGUGAAGGAAGAACAGUGGAACAACGCUGUCAGGAAGAGUCUGCCUGGAAAAGUCCGAUAUAGAAAGGUGAAGCUGAUUCGUAUGGUGGGAAUUAUGUUAUUGGUAUACGUCAAAGAUUCCCUCGCCCCAGAUGUUCCCCCUCACCUCAUAGACGCAGACUCCGUGCCCACAGGCAUCAUGGGAAUUAUGGGUAACAAAGGAGGGGUGGGGGUAAGGAUGACCCUCCACAAUACCUCCCUGUGUUUUGUUAACACCCACUUAGCAGCUCACCAAGACGAGUAUGAACGAAGAAACCAGGAUUAUAGAGAUGUGGAAGGCAAGAUGAGGUUUAAACAGUUCCUGCCUCCACUAUCAAUAUCAGAACACGAUCAAAUAUUUUGGAUUGGUGAUCUGAACUACAGAAUAAAUGGGCUGGACAUUGAGAAGGUGAAGACCAUGAUUGACAAGGGGAAAUACCCAGAUCUUCUCAGCUAUGAUCAGCUUCAUCAACAAUUAUACAGAUCUGAUGUGUUUAAGGGCUACAGGGAAGGCCAGAUAAACUUCAAGCCCACAUAUAAAUACAACACAGGAACCAAUGAGUGGGACUCUAGUGAAAAGAAUAGAAUUCCAGCCUGGUGUGACAGGAUUCUGUAUAAAGGGGAGGGGAUAGAACAAAUUCACUAUACCUCCCAUCCUGACCUACUUAUCAGCGACCACAAACCUGUGUCCUCACUGUUCCAGAUAGAGGUAAAAGUGAUUGAUAAAGAAAAAUCCAAUAAGGUGUAUGAAGACGUAAUGAAAAAGCUGGACCGACUAGAAAAUGACUACCUACCUCAAGUCAAGUUAGACAAAACAGAGUUCCUGUUUAAAGAUGUGAUGUUUAUAGAGAUGAGAUCAGAAAUUCUGACUGUCUGUAACACAGGUCAGGUUCCUGUGGAGUUUGAAUUUAUAAACAAACUAGAAGAGAAGAGUUAUUGUCAACCAUGGCUCAAAAUUUCACCAUACAAAUCUGUGAUAACCCCAGGAUCAAGCUGUGAAAUCCAUUUAGACGUGCUGGUAGAAAAGACUUGUGUAGCGGCAUUAGAUGCAUCCAAUCACGUGUUAGAUGAUAUCCUGGUCCUACAUCUUAAUGGUGGAAAGGAUUUCUUUGUAACUGUGAAUGGAAACUUCAUCCCAUCCAGCUUUGGUUGUUCCUUAGAGGCCCUCGUUCAGAUGCAUGGACCAAUAAGAGAGACUCCUACAGCUCAGCUGAUAGAGAUAGAGCAGCCAGGCAGUCUGAUGUCUAGAGAUUUAACACAGGGAGGCAGACUGUAUGCUGUACCUAAGGAAGUAUGGAGGCUUGUUGACCAUAUAUGGCAUUAUGGGAGAGACAAGAGUGAGUUGUUCCAACAGGCAGGAUUAACUAAAGAGCUGCAGGCCAUCAGAGAUUGCCUAGACACAGGUGUACCUGAUAAGAUCCCUGGCAGUAUUCAUUCUGUGGCCGAGGCCUUGUUACUAUUUUUAGAAUGUCUCCCAGAUCCAGUCAUUCCCAGCAGGGUUUACUAUAGAUGUUUAGAAUGUUCCGCUAACUACAUGGUGUGUAAACAGGUGAUUUCCCAGAUCCCAGAACAUCACAAGAACCUGUUCCGUUAUUUAUGUGCAUUCUUGAGGGAACUCCUCAACCAUUCCCAACAAAACAACCUAGACAUUAACAUACUGUCCUCUAUAUUUGGAGAAAUCUUCCUACGCCCCCCGCCCAACACCCUUGCAAGAUCUAUAUCCUCCCCGGCCCAGAAAGCCAAACAAAAGGAGGAGGAGAUAAAGCGGGCUGCCUUUGUUGCCCACUUCCUGGCUAACGAGUUUGAUGAAUAAUGAAGCCAUAUAUUAGCCAACUGUUAUGUAGAUUAGAGAAUAUUAGGAUAGAAAUGUCCUCGGUGCUGUGGAGCCAUUUUUGACUUAUGGAUCUGUGAUGGAUAAUUGCAUUUAUUGUUUGAUGAAACAAGCUGAGGGUUCUGGGAUAUGUGUGAAAGUAGUGUUUGUUGGUUUUAGUUUGGAAUUAAUAUAUGUACAUGUAUCUCCUAGGCAUUUUCUUGGAAAAAUGUUACAAGAGGGAGAAGCUAAGCAAGGAGGAUCAUCAAGAAUGCAUGUUUUCUACAAGUCAAGGUCAACAAAAGAGGGUUUAAAUUUAAAAUUAAAAAAAAAACAAAAAACAUGCAACUGGAUGGAAUGUACAAAACCAAGACAAAAUCAGUUCAGCAUAAUAUUUUGUGAAACAGUCUUUAAAACCUGAUUAAUAUGCUAUUUAAUCCCCCCCCCCCAACUGCUGUUCUUCAUAGGGACAUUGUGAAGUAUGCACAUACACACCAACACACCAGGACUACACGGUAAAUAGCUGAUACUGGGAAUACCAUUGGUAUGUUUGUAUGACACUUUUUCAAUAAAACUUCAUAUUUUUUGUCCUGCUAAGAUAGGUAUUGUAAAGUAGUUAUAGGUCAGUCUUUAAUUUAUGUGAAAUAUUUGUCUUAGUUUCUUAACUAUUUCUUAGUUGGAUUUUAAUUUUUCUUUUAGUAUUUUUUCUUCUCAAAC
This is a messenger RNA of Saccostrea echinata, 3779 nucleotides long. Its product is annotated as inositol polyphosphate 5-phosphatase OCRL-like. The coding region runs from base 162 to 3065 and encodes 967 amino acids. Gene Ontology annotation, biological process: signal transduction; phosphatidylinositol dephosphorylation. The record is from RefSeq and is a predicted model, not a curated record. NCBI's taxonomy places the organism in Eukaryota, Metazoa, Mollusca, Bivalvia, Ostreida, Ostreidae. Gene Ontology annotation, molecular function: inositol phosphate phosphatase activity; phosphatidylinositol-4,5-bisphosphate 5-phosphatase activity. The transcript is spliced from 26 exons.